This is a messenger RNA of Arachis ipaensis, 850 nucleotides long. Its product is annotated as ubiquitin-like protein ATG12. The record is from RefSeq and is a predicted model, not a curated record. Gene Ontology annotation, biological process: autophagosome assembly; autophagosome maturation; piecemeal microautophagy of the nucleus. Gene Ontology annotation, cellular component: autophagosome membrane; Atg12-Atg5-Atg16 complex; cytoplasm. NCBI's taxonomy places the organism in Eukaryota, Viridiplantae, Streptophyta, Magnoliopsida, Fabales, Fabaceae. Gene Ontology annotation, molecular function: Atg8-family ligase activity.
UUACCCGGUUUCAAUACUGAACCGGGUUAGAAAUUAAUCUGAUUUUGGUUUAACCAGUCGUAUACUCCCACUGUCCGACACCUUACCUCUCUCCAUUCUCUCUUCGUCCUUCGUUCAUUUAGCGGCGGCUGCCUCACCGGAGGAGCCGUCGAUGAGCCUCUCUCCACCGUCCCAGUGUUGCGGACCUCUCCCCAAUUUCUACUCAUAUUCUCUCAAAGCAAAUACCCCUUCCUCACCCUAUUUCGGCUAUUCGGCCAUCGUUCUUGAUCUCUAUUGGAGUUAAAAGAAAAAUAUAAAGAAUAUUCAGGUAUUCAAGUGUCAGCAAUGGCUGCUGAGUCACCAAGUUCCGUUCGUAAAGUGGUUGUUCAUCUGAGAGCCACUGGUGAUGCUCCUAUUCUCAAGCAAUCUAAAUUCAAGAUAGCAGGAGCUGAUAAAUUUGCAAAGGUUAUAGACUUUCUUAGACGGCAACUCCACAGGGAAACAUUGUUUGUAUAUGUCAACAGUGCUUUUUCACCCAAUCCUGAUGAAUCGAUCAUUGAUUUGUAUACUAAUUUUGGUUUUGAUGGCAAAUUGGUGGUCAACUACGCAUGUUCUAUGGCAUGGGGCUAAUUCUGAAUGAUGCUUGCUAAACAUAUAAUUUCUUCUUAUUAAUUGUGAAUACGUUUAGUUUUGACAAAAGGAUAGAAUGGAACAGAAACAUGAAACCCAAACAUUUGUUGUUUUUUUAAUUAUUUUUUUCUUCCUUUGCGUGUAUAAAUUCAAAGCAGAAGAGUUACCCACUUGAAUGUCGCGACAAAAAGAAAAGUUCAUUAAUAUCAUAAUUUACGGAUUGUUAUGGCUUUGAGGGACC